Molecule: messenger RNA, 837 nt
Organism: Punctularia strigosozonata HHB-11173 SS5
Lineage: Eukaryota; Fungi; Basidiomycota; Agaricomycetes; Corticiales; Punctulariaceae
Exons: 5
Coding region: 1-837 (278 amino acids)
Source: RefSeq, a predicted model, not a curated record
AUGCACGGUGCAUCCAUGUGCGGUACCCUGACGAGGCUUUGUGGCGCAAAGAUUCACUUGGGUGUCACAGAACACAUCAACUACUCCUUCGUCAUGGCGAUCUACACCAACUUUUCGCUCUGGGAGGACAAGCUGUCCGCGUUGGACGAGGCUGAGGUUCUCCAAAUUGUCAAGCAGAAGCUAAACCUGGACUCGGAAUCGGAAUCUCUAUGGUACUGGGAUUUUGAAUCUUGGGUAGCUGGUUUGAAUAUAUUCACGUUCGACACGGCCAGGUUUACACUGACAGUGACAGAGCAAAACUGCGGCUACUCCUCGCAACCGUCCUUCUUGCGACUUCCUGAUUGGAUGGUCAGCAAGGACGUUAAGCCCGGGGACUGUCCACGAUUUCACUACGGCGUCGGAGUGCCGUUUCGCAAGCUGCGUGCCUACGCUAUCAAGAAGAAAUUCAUCGACGAGGACGCCACAAACAUGGACGUAUAUGCAUGCACAGAGCUCAUCACUUACAGUCUCAUGGACGCGUGUGGUACCUCUCUUCACUACGCCGUUCCCUUGCAUAUCGCCUACAAUUCGAUGAUCGCAUUGUAUACGAAUUUCAACGUGUAUCGUGAAGAGCUUACCGAGAAGGACGAAAUCGAAGUUAUCCAUAUCCUCAAGCGCGAACUCGAGCUGGGGUCGAACGUGAAGGCGCGGUGGUACUGGGAUCUUGAUACCCCUAGCACUGCAAGAGUCCGAGCGAUUCCCGCACCACUAGAGUACUUCGAACACAAGUCGCGUGCAGCACGCGGCUUGCCAUACGAUCCCGCGCCGCAAAGCGGUUGCGUUCCCUCAGUUGGCUGA